AAAUUAAUAAUAGUAGUAAAUGGAUCCACAAACGUUAGAAGAUCAAUCUUUUCUAAUUGUUUUUGCCGGGGAGUCUCUGCAAAUUCUGAGGUUCUUGCAACCAAAGAUCACGUUUUUAUCCCAACCCAGAUAAGUUUUUCUUAAUUUCGCAGCAGUUUUUUCGAAUUUCCCACUAUUUGUUCAAGAAUUUUGAUUCACAAGAGAGAAUUUUGCUUCUACUUGCUUAAAAGAUCAGCAUCUCUCUUUUUCUGAAUCGGGAUUCGUUUGUGUUCAUCCCCAAUUCACUCCAUCAAAUCCUGAUUCAGAGAGACAAGCAAAACUUGGGUCUUUAGUUUCAGUUUCUGUGUUUGUUGCUUUGAUUCCAUUGCCAUUCUUGGUUUUGAGCUAUGAGAUUCGUAACUUACACAUACUGAAGGUGUCCUGGGUGAAAUUCGUUUGUGGGUUCGAUGAGAUAUAAUCUAAGAAAGCUAAUUGAUUGAUCUUAGUUAGGACUUGAGGUCUGUGAAUUCUCAUAUUAGUUACCUCUAAUUUCAAGAACUCGGUUCGUAGUUCUUGAAAUUUGAUCUUUAGGGUUAGACUUGUUAUUUUUGAUCCAAUUCGAAAAUUUCAAUGUUUUAAGUCUCGAAAUCAUUUUUCCAAAAGAGAUUCAAAUAGAAGAAAUUCAAUUUCUUUGUUCGACAAUGGGAAAAUCAAGAAAAAACAAGAAAGUAGGAUCAAACAAUGUUAAUCCGGAUCAAAGCAAACUGGACGAUGGUAAUACCACAAAGAUCUACGAUAAAGACACUACCAUUUUCAUUUCAAUGGCACAAGAACUUAAAGAUGAAGGAAACAAAUCGUUUCAAAAUAAAGAUUAUGAAGGAGCGAUAUUAAAGUACCAAAAAGCCCUCAAAUUACUUCCGGGAAACCAUUUAGAUGUUUCUUAUCUUCAUAGUAACAUUGCCGCAUGCUAUAUGCAAAUGGGUAUCGCUGAUUUUCCUAGAGCCAUUCAUGAAUGCAAUUUGGCACUUGAAGUCACACCAAAAUACACUAAAGCACUCUUGAAACGUGCUAGAUGUUACGAGGCUUUAAAUCGACUCGAUUUGGCUUUAAGAGAUGUUAAUAUGGUGUUAGAUUUAGAGCCCAAUAAUCUCAUGGCAAUGGAGAUCAUAGAUAGGGUAAAAUCCCGUAUGGAAGAUAAGUCGAAUCUUGAAAAAAAAGAUCACAAAAGUGAACUAGACAUCGAUUCUAUUCGAAUCUUGGAGCCAUUGAAGGAAAAGGUACAUAAAAAGAAAAAGAAAAGCACAAAACUUGAUCGGAUUGAUGAAAAGAAAGAUGAGUUAAAAGAUUUUGAAAGGGAUGAUAAAAAGAUGGAAGACAAGAUAGUUGUGGAGGAGAAGAUAAACACAAGUAGCAAAGAAGAACCGAAAAGGGUUGUGAAAUUAGUCUAUGGGGAAGAUAUUAGGUGGGCGAAAAUUCCAUUUAAUUGUGAUAUUAUAAAACUAAGAGAGAUUGUAGAUGAAAGGUUUCCUAUUUCAAAGGCAGUUCUUAUGAAAUACAAAGAUGAAGAAGGUGAUAUGGUGACAAUUACCACAAACGAAGAACUCCGGUGGGCAGAAUCGUCAAAUUCAGAUCAAAGGAAUGCAAUUAGACUCUACAUAUUUGAAGUCAACCCUGGUCAAGAUCCAUUCUUUGACCAUGUCAGAAGAUUAGAACAAAAACAAAAGCUUUUAAAUUCAUCUGCUUGUAUCGAUGAUUGGAUUCUUGAAUUUGCUCAUCUUUUCAAGAAUUACACCGGGUUCAACACGGAUUCAUAUUUGGAUCUUCAUGAGCUUGGAAUCAAGCUGUACUCAGAAGCUAUGGAGGACACUGUCACAAGUGAAAAAGCUCAAGAAUAUUUUCAAAUGGCAGCUGAUAAGUUUCAAGAAAUGGUAGCUUUGGCUUUUUUUAAUUGGGGAAAUGUUCACAUGUCAAGAGCACGAAAAAGAGUAUACUUUAAGGAAGAUGAUGAUUCACUUUCAGAAAUCAAAGAUUCGUACGAUUGGGCACAAAUGGAGUACUUGAAAGCUGGUGAGAGAUACAAAGAAGCUAUCAAAAUUAAACCUGAUUUCUACGAGGGAUUUCUUGCUUUAAGUCAACAACAAUUUGAACUUGCAAAACUUUCAUGGUGUUAUGUUGUUGGCAAGAAUGUGAAUCUUGAAUCAUGGGAUUCAACAGAAACGAUGAAUCUUUAUAACGAGGCUGAAGAGAAUAUGGAAAAGGGUAUGAAAAUAUGGGAGGAAAUGGAAAGGGAGCGUGUUAAUGGAGGUUUGAGGCCAAAGUUAGAGUUUCAGAAAACCGAUUUGGGGAAAUUUGUUGAAGAUGUUAAAGAAGAUGAAGUGGCUGAAAGGGCUGCAAAUAUGAGGUCACAGAUGAACAUAUUAUGGGGGAGGAUGCUUUAUGAAAGAUCAAUUAUGGAAUAUAAGAUUGGGAAUCCUGUUUGGCAUGAAUCUUUGGAGAUGGGUGUUGAGAAAUUUGAAGUAGCAGGAGCUUCACGUAAUGAUAUUGGUGUCAUGAUAAAGAAUCAUUGUUCUAAUGUUACCACACCAGAAGGUGUGGGAUUUGAUAUUGAUGAGAUUGUGGAGGCAUGGAAUGAUAUGUAUGAAGCGAAAAUGUGGCAAACGGGUGUUGCUUCUUUCAGAUUAGAGCCAUUGCUUAGAAGAAGAGUUUCUAAGAUUUUUCAUGCCUUGGAACAUGCUUGAAAUAUAUGGUUUUAUAUAAUGCUUUUAUAACCUUACACACAUUUUUUUUCCUCUUAUACUGCUUUUAUAAGCUUACACACAUUUUUUUUCUCCCUUUUUUGAGUGUAACAAAGUGUGGCUUCUUGUUUAUCUUCAUAUGGAGUCUUGUAUUUUUUUUGGGUUGUGAUAGAUUCAUUUGGACAUAAA
Messenger RNA from Lactuca virosa, 2903 nucleotides. The record is from the annotation of a GenBank genome assembly. NCBI's taxonomy places the organism in Eukaryota, Viridiplantae, Streptophyta, Magnoliopsida, Asterales, Asteraceae.